Molecule: messenger RNA, 2843 nt
Organism: Seminavis robusta
Lineage: Eukaryota; Bacillariophyta; Bacillariophyceae; Naviculales; Naviculaceae
Source: the annotation of a GenBank genome assembly
CUCCAUUGACCAUUUGACUUUUCAUGAGAAGCUCAAAAUGUUCCUUGGCUUCUUCAAAGGUGUAGCACAACUUGACUCCAUCCGAUCCGGCAGAUUCGAUAGGUUUCAAGACCACAGGGUAGGAUUCCGUCCUCAAAAAUUCUUCCACAUCUUCAAAUUUGUCACCACCGGCUUGUCGGACGGAGCGAAGUCCGGCGGCUUUGAUGAGUUCCUGCUGAACUUUUUUGUCGCGACGAUUGGGGAUUUCGGUUCCAUUGGUCCGAAGGCCCAAGUGCUCGGAGAGCUUAUCCGCCAAAUCCACUCCUGCUUCGCCUCCGGCAAUGCAGGCCACCAAGUUGAUGUCUCGAGCCGUUUCUCGUACCAAUGCCCCGGUUGCAGCCAAUGUCUUGGCUUCAUCCAGUUGGGCAAACCAAUGCAAUGUCCCACAGGAUUGUGGGACGUGACUCUUCAUGGCUUCCGCGAAUCCAUCCGACCAGAGAGCGACAAUCUGAUAUCCUCGCUUGGAGAUUUCUUGGGCAACCAAACAUCCUGUCGAGUAGGGAUCGACAAUGACUACCAAGCCUUCCAUGGCUUCUUCAGCGAUCAGGUGUGGUGGAGGAACUUGUUGGGGAGGCAUUUUCUUUUUAUUGGUGCUAUUUUUCGGAGGUCUGGUUGUUGAGAAUUGUUUUCAGCAAUCUAUGAGAAAGGAGGGUGCUCCCGUAGGCAAUAUUUUUCUAAUCGCCUUCCGAAACGCUGACGACGAAAAUGGAAUCUGAGCGGAUCUCACUGGCUAGCUAGAAGCUUGGUGGUACCUCCUACUCCUCGUACUUGAUAGAUAAACCAGCACUCUUGAUGGGAAUGCGACAUGUAACUUUCGAUGAAACACCUACACCUUUUGUUGCACUUGUGGUUUAGUGUGCCGUCAGCAUUUGUGGGGAUCUGUGAUGGGACCGGAAGAUCCAGAUUGGAUUUACAAGAGGCGUGCAAGUACACAACUUUACCGGAAGCAUCAUUCGUGCAUGUGACGAGAGCUGUGGAGCAAUGUGAACCAAUAAACUCGCAAGGAUAGCCACUCCGACUGAUGCGCACUGUUUUGGCCCGAACAGGUCAGUAGAUCUAUGAUACUAGCUAAUACGCAAAAGAUUGAGAAUGCAAUUGGAACGAGAAAGAUACCCCCGAUCCUCGCUUUUCUAAAACUACAUGUACCAGUAACUAGCGAAUUGGAUGGAUGUGGAGGUAGCACAAAAGCCAAAAGAACCAAGAAGAUAACCGGGCCAAAACACUCCCAAGACUUGCAAGUUGACUCCGACGAGAAUACAAAAACAAACCAUUGGCAGUCAUCAAAGAACCUCAGCUCUACAGGACCACCAACCACAAAUAUUUUUUGUUUUUGUUUAUCUGAACAUCUGAACCAACACAGAGAAAAUCAUCAUGGGAGGAUCAAGUGCCGUCAAGCGAUGUGGACUCACAGAGCAAAUCAUCUUUGUGAUUGCUAUUGCUUCUGGAACCGCCUGUUCCAUCUGUUCCAAAGUCAUGAUGCAGAUGCACGGGGAGGGGAUCGGAGGUGAUACGGAAAUUUUUGGCAAGCCAAUCUUUCAAACAUUUGGCAUGUUUGUGGGAAUGCUUUUCGGUAUGGUGAUGCACUAUGUUGUCAUUCUUUUCAAGAUCCCCUUUCCAGGCUAUGUACACGGAGAUAAUAAUGAUAAGACAUCCAUUGCUGCCAAUGGUGCUACCUAUGGAGCGAUUUCUUCGGCAGAAGAAGGCGAUGCUCUGUUGAAAAACAAAGAUGCAGAAAAGGCAACAAAACAACUCUCGAAAGAUGUUCCUGGAUGGAUGUACUUCUUUUUGGCCAUUCCAUCCCUUUUCGAUCUGAUAGCCACUGCCCUGUGCAUGAUGGGUCUCGUCUAUCUGGAUGUCAGUGUGUACAUUUUGUUGCGAGGAUCUGGAAUUAUCUUUAUUGCCCUGAUGAAACAAUAUGCCUUGGGUGAUCGGUUGUACACGUUCCAAUGGGUAGGUGUUUGUUGGAACGUAUUCAGCGUCAUUUUGGUGGGUAUGACAGCAGUGCUCAACUCUCAAGAUGAAUCUCGAAGUGUGACGCCUGCCCAAUCCAUAUUGGGAGUGGUCUUGGUAAUGGCGGGAGCCUUUGUCCAAGCCUUGCAAUUUGUUUUUGAGGAAAAGGUCAUGCACAUGGAGGAUACUCCAGCUCCACCACUGCUUUUGGUGGGAAUGGAAGGCGUCUGGGGUACGGUUCUAUGUCUCCUGGUGGUGUAUCCCAUUGCCUACAUGCUGCCUGGCGAUGACCAUGGUUCCUACGAAGAUCCCUUCAAUACUUGGUACAUGUUCCUCCACAAUACACCCAUCCAAUGGUCCUUCGUAGUUUACUUUGUGACCAUCUUCAGCUACAAUCUAUUUGCCAUUUUGGUCACCUACAUGCUCAACAGUGUGUGGCAUGGCAUUUUGGAUAACUUCCGUCCCGUUACAGUGUGGGUGACUGAUUUGUUGAUCUUUUACGUCUUUGUCAAGGGCAAUGGUGAUUUUGGAGAGCCUUGGACGCAGUAUUCUUGGAUCCAGGUCGGGGGUAUGUUUAUUCUGCUCUAUGGAACGGCUGUCUACAAUGCUCCCAACCCUGGCUGCGUCAAGAUGGAUGGUUCUUGGUAUGCCUUUGGAAUCAAUUUGCAGAAGGAAUACGACGCACUAGAGGAAGAAAUGAAGCAGGCAGAAGCGGAUGACGAGUGGGCUCAACGAGCAAAAGAAUUCAAGGAGCGACGAGAAUCGUCCUUCAUUAUAUAAUUUAUAUGCAUCAGCACCUCGAAAUGGGGCUGCUGAGGCGACUACAGUAAAAAACUAGGCCCAAUUCACACUGU